This is a messenger RNA of Lasiosphaeria miniovina, 2989 nucleotides long. RefSeq lists its product as uncharacterized. The transcript has 2 exons. The coding region runs from base 182 to 2671 and encodes 829 amino acids. NCBI's taxonomy places the organism in Eukaryota, Fungi, Ascomycota, Sordariomycetes, Sordariales, Lasiosphaeriaceae. The record is from RefSeq and is a predicted model, not a curated record.
CACUCUGCACUCCCGGCCAGCUGCAGGUCGCAAACACGACCCUCCCCACUAUAUUCGUGAGCCAUACAACAAAAAAGUGCCGACUCGGUGGGGAUUAUAUGGGACACCAUAUGCCCUCGCACCAGCACCUAGAGAACAAUGAUUUCUUCAACUGUAUCUACCGUGGUUCAACGGCCUAGAAAUGUCAGCAGAACCGCAACCCAAUAUCCUCCUAGACUUUGCCGAGAAUGUUGCUCUCUUGUCUCUUCUUAAACAGCUGCGAAGCCCUCCCAAAGUCAACAAGCCUGCAUCUGCAAUAGCAAGGCUAGAUUCACGCCGGACUCUAUCGUUCGCCCGCGAGUCUAGCUUAGCGGGGGUACUUGCAUUGAUCUCUGGGAUCUCCAACAACCCGGAUCAUGUUGUAGCAACUUGUAUUGAAGAGCGCCCAGAUGGGGGAGGAAUGCGAGUACUUCUCGCCGUCAACAAGAGAUCACCAAUGUCCGGGGAUGAUGUGCUAGCUCGAAUCAAGAAUGGCCUUGAAACUAUAUUCGGUUUACUUUCUCGGGUCAAUAGUGAGGACAAUGCUACCCUCGAAGGCGAGGUGCUCAACGCCAUAUUCGACAUGUGCCACGAACGUAUCUUGUACCGUAUUGGAUCACGAAGAGGCAGGAACUCGUUCUCUGGAAAAUCGAAAGCCUACCUGGGCGAUACGUUGAAGACCAUUCGUGUUGCUGUCCAGAAACGGCGGGCCGAUAUACCCAGGGAUCAAUUCGCUCUAUUUGUGUGCCACACCAAAGACCUCGAAAACAAGCUAGACAAGCUUGAAGUCUGUCACGAGAAGGAUGUGAUCUCCAGCCUCAAGGGCGUGGCUAUAACAGCCUAUCGACUCUCUAGCGCCGUUAACUGCUCGACAAUCACGGCAGAUAUCACAUCUAUGGGGAUAAACCCAAAUCUCAAAAUGUCAUUUCUCAAUCGGCUGGAAAGACUUGCCAAUUACCGGGAGAGCUCUCUGUAUCUAUUAAAAACGGCUAGGAAGCCGGGCCUAUUUCAACACACAGAGGUCAUAGCUGUUUCUCUUGAUGCUCAAUAUUUCGGCCCCGACCUGGUAUUCCCCUCGGAGCGAAACCUUUCCAGCUCAAUCUCUCGCUGCCUCACAAGCACGGGGGCCAAGUUUACUGCGGAGAGCGUCUUCGAACGACUUCAAUCGAACGAGGCAACUAACGAUUCCUCUUUUGUCGCGACUCUCAACAAGACCAUAGAGAAGCCAAAGAUUCACGCCGAGGUGCAAAUAGCCGCUUAUUAUGAGCUCUAUCCAGUCGCCAACAGACCCCGGGUUAUUUGCUCUAGCAAAGACGCGUGCUAUCUGUGCAAUCUCUUCAUCAAACACCAAGGGGUAUUCCAUAUUUCGAAGUCCCACGGCAAACUGUACCCAAUGUGGUGUCUCCCCGUUAUCAGCUCAACCAGUUCACUCUAUUCGCAACUCAAUGCCUCCAUGGAAAUCCUGAUAAUGCACGCCAUAAGAAAUGUGAUGAAUGGUGUCAGGCCUGGGCCGAAGUUUCCGACCAACGAAAGCACAGCCGUUCUCUUCUCAAACUCCAUGUCGACCCUGGCAAGUUUUGUCCAACCAGAAGAUAAUCCUUCUAGGAGGGUGAUUACGGAGAUGGUUGAAAAGAUUGUCGUUGAGCCGAUUACUGUAGGAGACGAGCAAGGCCAGGCUGGAGGGAACGAGAAGUUGGAAGAGAAGGAACAGAACGCGGGGGAAGUCGAAGAACUCCCGGCGGAUGUAGAGCCCGUCCCCAACGGAGCUGGAAAGGCUGUAUCUAGGCCACUGAGCACUGAAAAUCUUCGUCAGGGCUAUAAUGAACUUGCUGAAGGGCCUCGUGAGCUGCGAGAUUCCUUCGAUGACAGUGCUGCUGUUCCCCACGAGCCCGGCAACAGGAGCACUGAGCCGGUAACACGAGAACCAACCCUUGAGCCACUAACCGACAUCCCUGUGACUCCUGAUUCUGCAGAGACGGAGGACACGCCACUUGACGACAUUUCCAGAUCGCAGACCUCAUUCACAGGUGACAGCCCUGUCCCCACAAUAUCCCAAGACGAGAAAAUCGAGCCACUGCCACAACCAGCUGCGACCGCAUCCCCCGGUUUGAGUCUAAGACCUCGCCGUGAGCUAAGCCGCGAUCGGCUUCUCGACGACAUCCCGGAAGAGCCGCCGGCGUCGUCAUCGCCGACCGACUCAGCCUCUGAGCAGGAGCAACAGGAGCCACAUCUGCCUAAGCAAGAGCAAGAGCAAGAGCAAGAGCAACGUCAAGAGCAACGUCAAGAGCAGCCCGCGAGCAAUUCACGUGGCGCCCGAAUACUCGCACAAGGUCAACCCAUAACGCUUCAUCUAGACAGCAGCAGCCGACACGUGCCUCUGCCGUGGUUUUCCACGGGCACCUUGGAUAUAUAUCCGGACAUGGAAAUGAGACCGGCCGAGCUGAGGCUGCACUGGCUGCCGGACGAGCAGGCCCGGUCUCGCGACGUCGAGAGUCACCCCAGCUUUAUCCGAACGCAGUCGCUCAAGACAUCUACAGACACUGACAGCGGGAGCGGCAGUGGGAGAAGCGGCGGCCUGUAUUACCUAUCAAAUGACAUGGACGUGGUCGCGAUCGAGUGUAUAUUCUCGGGUGCAGGAACGGAGAGGGACUAGAAGACGCUGUGAUGUGGUUCGGUUACAAUGGAUGUCGACUUAUUGUUAGUAGGGCGGUGGGAAUAAGGUCAUGGAGUGACUGGAAUGAUAUAUAUACAUUACUGAGGAAGUGUGUGCUUACCGGGCGGCAAUGAAUAAAAAGGAUUGGGAGAGUCGACUGAGAAACGAAUCGGGACCGUCGAUUAGUAAAGGAAUCAGGUCAGUCGAUUACCAUUAGGAGAGUUGAAUACUAUCGGGAUAGUCGAUUGCUAUCGGGAUAGUCGAUUGCUAUCGGGAGAGUCGAUUACUAUCAGGGCAGUCGAUUGCUAUCGGGAGAGU